ACAAAACUAAAUAAAUUAUUUUACCGAUAUGAGUUUGAUUGCGCGUAGUUUAUAUCGUUGCAAAAAGUGUCUCAAUUUACAGCCAAAAUCUUACAUAAGUUCCCGAUUCGCAUCUCAAACAGCCAACAGUACUGAAGACUCCCAAAGCACUGAAAAGGAUCAAGACGCUAAAUGGGGCCGCCGCUACAUAUCAGGCCUGCAGCCGACGGGCGCCCUGCAUGUGGGGAACUACUUCGCGGUGGUGAAGCCCUGCGUCAAGCUGCAGGAGAAGAAAGAGGACCUGAUGGUCUUCAUUGCUGAUAUGCACACACUCACUACACAACAGGAUGGUCAACUCCUAAGCGACAAUGUACUAGAAGCAGCAACAAUCCUGCUAGCGGCCGGGCUGGACCCGGAACAGACCACCCUGUGGGUGCAGUCGGCCGUCCCGCGGCACGCAGAGUUGUGCUGGCUGCUCACCUGCCUGGCCACACAGGCUCGGCUGCACCACUUGCCACAGUACAAGGAGAGGGUUGCUGCUGGCGGCGCAGACAUAACAGCGGGCUCGCUCCUCUACCCCGUCCUGCAAGCGGCUGACAUCCUGCUGUACCGAGCUCGCCUCGUGCCCGCCGGCGCCGACCAGUUACAACACGUGCAGCUGAGCGCGCUGUUAGCCAGGACUGCUAACCACCGCCUCGGGGCGCACUUGUUCCCCGCACCUGUGGCUGUACUACCGGAGGACGGCAGCGAUCGCAUCAGAAGCCUGCGGGACCCGACCAAGAAGAUGUCCAAGUCUGAGCCGAACGAGAAGUCCCGGAUCCUGCUCACCGACUCUGAUGAGCAGAUCCACCUCAAGAUACGGAAGGCGGUCACCGACUUCACACCACAGGUGACGUACUCCCCGGACGCCCGGCCCGGCGUGUCGAACCUGGUGCGGCUGCACUGCCUCGCGGCCGACAUGCUGCCCGAGGAGGCCGUCGCCGAGUGUGACCACCUCACCACCGCCGACUACAAAAAGGUGGUAGCCGCAGCGCUAUGCGAGGAGCUGGCUCCAGUCCGCGAGCGCGCCGCGCAACUCCGCGCGCGCCCCGCGUUCGUCCGCGAAGUGUUACGCGACGGGGCGGCGCGCGCGCGGCGCAUCGCCGAUGAUACGUGGGAGGAAGUCGCCAGUGCGGCCGGGUUGGAUGUGGCGAAGCCGGAUCUGGUUAGAGAGCUGCGUACUAGGAUUUAAAGAGUACUAAGACAUUAACGUUCUCACCUGGCAGCCACCUGGAAGGCCUAAAAGAGGCCGCCCAAAAACCAACCUGGCGACGUUCUGUGGAGAGUGAGGCAAAGGUUGUGGGGACGGAGUGGGAAGAUCUCGCAGCCGCUGCCCAAGAUCGAGUUGGAUGGAGAAAUCUUCUCAAAGCCCUUUGUCGCUGCUAAGGGAUGUCAGGAUGGGUGUGUGUAAGACACUAAUGCAAAAUAAGGUGUUAUGUAUUUAGACGUGUUAGAGAAAUGACGAGUGCAAUGAAUGUCAAAGUGAAUUUUGGAGUACACAGUGUAUGUUUGUACAAAUGCUGAGCAGCUAAGUCAAAUAUAGAGAAUAUUGUGGAAAGCUAAGCAACUGUUGUUUAUCUUUUUACUGAAUCACUUGAUUUAUUUGCAAAGCAGUGGUGUUAAUUUAUCAAUGUAAAUAAAAAUAUUUUUAUUAUGUUAUAGUAGGUAUAAACUUAAGUUGUUAUAAUAAAAUCAUGAAAAUAA
Molecule: messenger RNA, 1722 nt
Organism: Plutella xylostella (diamondback moth)
Lineage: Eukaryota; Metazoa; Arthropoda; Insecta; Lepidoptera; Plutellidae
Gene: TrpRS-m
Product: Tryptophanyl-tRNA synthetase, mitochondrial
Biological process (GO): mitochondrial tryptophanyl-tRNA aminoacylation
Cellular component (GO): mitochondrion; mitochondrial matrix
Molecular function (GO): ATP binding; tryptophan-tRNA ligase activity
Source: RefSeq, a predicted model, not a curated record